This is a messenger RNA of Microthlaspi erraticum, 405 nucleotides long. The record is from the annotation of a GenBank genome assembly. NCBI's taxonomy places the organism in Eukaryota, Viridiplantae, Streptophyta, Magnoliopsida, Brassicales, Brassicaceae.
AUGGUUGGCCAGCGUCCUCCUCGCCGUCUUACCGUUGCAGCGGUUCCCGUGCUCUUGAUGUUUCUGAUAUUCAGCGAUCAGUCAAAUUCUGCGGGCGCUGAGAAGUCGGUGUCGGCGUUCGUGCAGAACGCCAUCUUAUCAAACAAGAUCGUCAUCUUCUCCAAGUCCUACUGCCCGUAUUGCUUGCGUUCAAAACGUAUAUUCAGUGAACUUAAGGAAGAGCCAUUUGUUGUGGAGCUUGAUCUCAGAGAGGACGGAGACCAAAUCCAGUACGAGCUUCUGGAAUUCGUUGGUCGUCGUACGGUCCCGCAAGUAUUUGUAAACGGCAAGCAUAUUGGUGGAUCAGAUGAUCUUGGAGAUGCUGUGGAGAAUGGUGAGUUGCAAAAGCUUCUUGCUGCAAGUUGA